UGCGCGUUUAUUCAGUCAAAGGUUGGAAGUAACAAACGAUAUUCUUUUCGAUCUCGCGAAAAGUUACUUCUUUUUGUCGAUUAAAAAAAAAAGGAAAUAAGGAAUAGGAUUGAAUUUAAGGAAAAAAGAAAGGAAAAAGAAAAAAAGAAAAGAGAGAGAGAGAGAGAGAGAUAAACAAAAUCUCAAUAUGGUGGCCAAUUUUAAAGUGUUCAAGAAGAGUUCGCCGAACGGAAAGAUCUCUUUGUACGUUGGCAAACGAGAUUUUAUCGAUUAUUUAUCGGGAAUAGAACCGAUCGAUGGUGUUAUAUUAUUGGAUCAGAAUUAUAUCGAAACAGGUCGAAAGAUAUGGGGCCAAUUGAUAUGCAGUUUUCGUUAUGGCAGAGAGGAGGACGAGGUUAUGGGAUUGAACUUUCAAAAGGAUCUUUAUCUUAUAUCCGAACAAUUAUAUCCACGUAGUUACAACAAGACGGAUGUUAAUAAUACAAGAUUACAAGAGAGAUUGUUGCAAAAAUUGGGCCCUAACGCUAUACCGUUCACCUUUAAUUUUCCACAGAGCGCGCCUUCGAGCGUGACCCUUCAACCGGGUCAAGACGAGACGGGAGAGCCGUGCGGUGUUAGUUACUUCGUUAAAAUUUAUUCCGGCGAAACGGAGACGGACAUAACGCAUAAGAGAAAUACGGUAUCCCUUGGUAUAAGAAAAAUACAAUAUGCGCCAACUAAACAGGGCCGACAACCGUGUACGAUCGUAAGGAAGGAUUUUCUAUUGAGUCCCGGCGAACUCGAGCUUGAGGUAACCCUUGACAAACAAUUGUAUCAUCAUGGCGAAUCGAUAGCCGUUAACGUUAGCGUUAGAAAUAAUAGCAACAAGAUCGUUAAGAAGAUAAAAGCUUUGGUUCAACAAGGCAUUGACGUUGUCAUCUUUCAAAAUGGCCAAUUUCGUACUGUCAUCGAUGCGAUCGAGACCCAAGAUGGUUGUCCCAUAACACCAGGCUCAAAUCUACAAAAGAUAAUAUAUUUAAAGCCUAACUUGGAAAAUAAUAGGAAUAGACGUGGUAUCGCAUUAGAUGGUAGAUUGAAACGCGAGGAAGCCGAAUUAGCGUCGAGCACAUUGUUGACCUCGCCCGACGUACGCGACUCCUUUGGCAUCGUUGUCUCUUAUGCCGUCAAGGUCAAAUUAUAUCUCGGCGCAUUGGGUGGCGAACUGUCAGCCGAGUUACCUUUCAUAUUCAUGCGACCUAAACCAACCGAAAGGCUCAAAUUGGCUAACAACGAAACCUGCGUACACAUCGAAAAUCUACCGGAGGAAAAGAUCAAUGAAAAUUAGAUUAGUUUUGUAUAUAUAAAUAUACAUACAUAUAUAUUAUAUAUUUAUAUAUAUAUAUAUAUAUAUAUAUAUAUAUAUAUAUACACAUACACAUAUCUAUUUUAUUUGACUUUACGUCUUUGCUUCCGUUCGUUUAUCUAUCGUUCUUUUUAAAAAUCUACGAAAGGUAAUCUCUAUUAUACUUUUUAUCAUCGUGACACUUGGAAGCGAGGAAAAAAAGAAAAAAAAGAAGAAAAAAGAAGUAAAAAAAAAAAAAUUAAGAAGGUUUCACGAUGUAUAUUUUUUAUUUUUCUCUCUUCUUUUUUUCUUUUUUUCUCUUCAAUUCGAGCGAAAAGUCGAAGGAAUGUGAAGAUAAAAAGAAAGAAGAAGAAGAAGAAGAAAGAAAAAAGAAGGAAAAAAAUGGGAGAAAAAAGACGAAAGAAGAAAAAAUUUAAUAGAACGAUAUGGUUUAUCGAAACCGGAAGCACAAAGCGUCGUUUUUCAAACAUUUAGAAUAUCUUGGAAUAUAAUCUUAGCUUUUCUUUCUACCGACCAAUACGUAUCGCUAUAUUAACGCUAACGUUUGUUAGUAAAAAUCUUUAUUAUAAUAAAUAAUUAUUAUCUCGUUAAAGAUUAACUCUAAUUCGAUGAAAUAAAUAUGAUAAUCCUAUAUAUACAUACAUAUGCAAACUAAUAUUUAAGUUUAUUGUAUAUUAUUGAAAAGAGAACACGAAGAAUAGAAAAAAAAAAGAAAAGAAAAGAAAAGGAAAGAAAAGAAAAGAAAAGGAAAACAAAAAUACAUAUAUAUAUAUAUAAAAUAUGUAUACAUAUACACACACCAAGCUACGUACAUACAUAUGUACGUACAUAUAUUAUAAUCGCAUAUAACAUGUAUAUUACUAUCUUCGCCGUAGAGUGAUGGGAAAGAAGGAAAAAGAGAGAAGACGAAAAAAAAAAAAUCCACAAAAAAAAAGAAAAUAAGAGAAGAAAAGAAAAACAAAUCUAGAAACAAAAAUUCUAUUCAUUCUUUCACCCUCUUUGUCCUGUCGAACGUUACAAGGGAUUUUAUGACGAAUACAUCGUUUGCCUUAUCUCGCAAGCCGAUAAGUCUCUCGAAAAGAAACUAAAAGAAACCUUGGUAGUGCACCACGUCACGUUGUUAAGUUUUAGUUCCUUCUUAUGUACGUUCCUUCGUUCUUUCGUUAGUUCAAAAUAAAAAAAAAAAAAAUAAAUAAAAAAGUAAAAAAAAAAA
This is a messenger RNA of Vespa crabro (European hornet), 2555 nucleotides long. It is a transcript of the gene Arr1, whose product is annotated as phosrestin-2. The record is from RefSeq and is a predicted model, not a curated record. Bases 188 to 1324 code for a protein of 378 amino acids. Gene Ontology annotation, biological process: G protein-coupled receptor internalization; signal transduction. Gene Ontology annotation, molecular function: G protein-coupled receptor binding. Gene Ontology annotation, cellular component: cytoplasm. Lineage: Eukaryota; Metazoa; Arthropoda; Insecta; Hymenoptera; Vespidae. The transcript has a single exon.